AUGUGUGGAACGGCUUUCCUUGUUUUUUUUACGCUUUCUGCGCAAGCUUUAUACAUAACUCGUUCCGAAAUAUACAAGGAGAAAUCAGCAAAAAUUGCUGUCUUUGGAUUCGACUCAACAGGUACUAUUGACAUCAACGUGACUUCACUGACACCGGUCCCAGUCACACUCUCCUCUAUCACCUUUGCUGUAUGUACUACUAAAGUUGCAAAGAAUCUUUUCUCAAUGUAUGAGGACGAUGCUCUUUGUAUUGCUUUGAAAGACAACUGUGAGUAUUCACACAAUUUCACGUAUGAGAACAGUUUCAAUAUAACAACACCAGAACAGUACGAAGUCUUAUUCUUGUUUUGCGAUAUACCAAAUUACAUUAAAAUGGAGUUUAGCAUGCAUUUGCUUAAUAAACAUGGGAAAUUGGAAUUGUCGUCCGAAGAUAGUUACCGUCCUAUCGUGACGGGUGUUCAACUUUUAUUUAUAGUUUCAAACAUUAUUGCUUUGUUAGUGAGUGGAUUGUUACACUUAAAACACUUCAGCAAAGUUCAGUUGUUUGUCUUCUCGAUUUUCUUUUUUUACUUUUGUUCUUCAUUGAUUGAAAUCUUCUUCUGGGGGUUCUACUUAUCCGGAUCGAAAUUGACUCAAAUAUCGACGUCAAGUAAAUUCUUUUUAGUUAUCACUGAUGCGACGACAAUGGCCAUUUUAAUGUUAAUUGGGAAGGGGUACAAACUGAUCUAUUUGCGAGUUCACUUCUAUGAAAUGAAAUUGUUAUUAUGUGGAUUCUUUUUAUAUUGUAUUUGUGGGAUAUUGGAAUGCUUUUGGAUGAAAUACUUUGGGAUUGGCAAUUUAGUUAUCAUCCUCUUCUUAUUCUUACCAUCUUCUAUACUCUCAAUAUCUUCAUCCAACCAUAUUAUAAAAUGUCAUUCCCUCGCUGCUAAUUCCCCAGACUUACACAAAAUAUUUCAUAUCAAGAAAAUAAUGCUACAAUUCAAUCUCGUUGUAAUUGGACUCUAUGUCAUCAUGAACACAUGCACUAUCAUCAUGACUUAUUCAGUGCCAAUAGAUUAUGUGAUUAUAGAUGAAGUGGUUGAAUGUUUUCUAAGACUGUUGCUGAUGUUACUUCUUUCGUUACUUCUUAAGUCUCGGCCUUUUGUGUUCAAACCACUUGAAAUUGACAAACGGUCGUAUAAAGAGCGAAUUGUGACAUCAAGAAAUCGAGUAAUAGCAGCAAGAAGACUGAUCAAUCAAUUGAGCAACUUCAAUACAUCUUUUAUCGAUUUUAAAGAUAUUCUCCUUGUUGGAACGUUUACUUCGGUUAUUACAGAUGCUGGUAAAGAGGUCCUCCUAUCUUUUUGUUCAAGCGGAACACCACACAACAACCCCACUUUAUGA
This is a messenger RNA of Entamoeba invadens IP1, 1383 nucleotides long. RefSeq lists its product as hypothetical. Lineage: Eukaryota; Evosea; Mastigamoebida; Endamoebidae. The transcript has 3 exons. The coding region runs from base 1 to 1383 and encodes 460 amino acids. The record is from RefSeq and is a predicted model, not a curated record.